Molecule: messenger RNA, 1397 nt
Organism: Rhea pennata
Lineage: Eukaryota; Metazoa; Chordata; Aves; Rheiformes; Rheidae
Product: probable N-acetyltransferase 8B
Exons: 2
Coding region: 110-778 (222 amino acids)
Molecular function (GO): N-acetyltransferase activity
Source: RefSeq, a predicted model, not a curated record
CCCCGUGCACGCGCGUCCCCGCGUCCCCGCGCGCCGAGCGGAGCCGAGCGGAGCCGCGCGGAGCCGCGAGCGCCGAGGCGAAGGGCCCCGGGGGCAGGUGCCGGCAGCCAUGGCGCAGUACCGCAUCCGGCCGUACCAGGACGGCGACUACGAGGCGGCGCGGACCCUCUUCGCCUGCGGCAUCCUGGAGCACGUGCCGGCCACCUACCGACACCUGCUGCAGGCGGGGCGGGCGCAGCUGGCGCUGCUGGCGCUGGUGGCGGCGGUGCGGGCGGCGGCGGGCUGCUGGGCGCCGGCGCUGGGCGCCGCGGUGCUGGCGCUGCUGGCCGCCUGGCCCCUGGUGCGCUCGCUGGCCACCUCGUACGUGCAGGAGGCGCUGGAGACCGACCUGCGGGACAUCCGCGCCGCCUACGUGGAGCCGCCCGACGCCAGCUUCUGGGUGGCGGAGGCCGGCGGGGUGCUGGUGGGCACGGUGGCGGCCGUGCCGGCGCCGGAGCCCGGCGUGCUGGAGCUGAAGCGCAUGUCGGUGCGGCGGGACCAGCGGGGCCGCGGGAUCGCGCGGGUGCUGGUGCGGGAGGUGCUGCGCUUCGCCGAGGCGCGGGGCUACGGCGCCGUGGUGCUCAGCACCUCGGUGGUGCAGGUGGCGGCGCAGCGGCUCUACGAGGGCCAGGGCUUCCGCCGGGUGGGAGCCGCCAGCCCCUCGCUGCUCGGCAGCCUCCUGUGCUUCCAGAUCUUCGACUACCGCCGCGAGCUGCCCGCCGGCCCCCGCGCGGAAUAAACGGGCUCCCGGCAAGGCGGCGGCGCCUCCGCUCUUUGCUGCGCCGGGGGCGGCCGCCUGCGCGGGGCGCGCGGCUCUGCGUGUGCACGCACGCGUGUGCAAAUCUGCGUGCAUGCGUGCGUGUGACUGCGUGCACCACACGUGCAGGUCUGCGCAUACGCACGUGUGUGUACGCGUGUGUGUGUGUGUGCACACGGGCGUGUGUGAGUCUGCGUGUGCAGGUGUGUGAUUGUAUGUGUCUGGGCAUGUCGCUGUGCAUCUGCAUGCACGCGUGUGUACAAGCCUGUGUUUGUGUGCAUGCAUGCAGGUGGGUCUGUGCGUGCAAGUCUAUCUGUGGGCAUGCACGUGUGUGUGAAAGCCUGUGCGUGUGUGCGACAGUGCGCAUGGGCAUGCUGCUGUGCGCGUGCACGCACGCGAGCGUGCAAGCCUGGGCUUGGUGUCUGCAUGUGCUCCUGUGCGCGUGCAUGCGCACGAGCGUGCAAGCCUGGGCGUAGUGUUGGCGUGCACGUCCCCCCAGCCGUGGCAGUGCUGCGACACCCGGGCGCGGAGGGGACGCGCGGGCCCGGCACCGGCCCUGCCCUCACUGCGCAUGGCGGCGGCUGCCGCUGCGGCGUCGCUG